Messenger RNA from Parathielavia appendiculata, 276 nucleotides. RefSeq lists its product as uncharacterized. The coding region runs from base 1 to 276 and encodes 91 amino acids. The transcript is spliced from 2 exons. Lineage: Eukaryota; Fungi; Ascomycota; Sordariomycetes; Sordariales; Chaetomiaceae. The record is from RefSeq and is a predicted model, not a curated record.
AUGCAGUACUCCAGCAUCUUCACCAUCCUGGCUCUCGCCAUGACCGCCAUCGCCGCCCCGUCCGAGAAGGUUGUCCGCGCCGGAGGCGGCGACACCACCAUUGGCAGCUGCAACUCGUCGAAUUCGAACGUCUGCUGCACCAGCGGGCUCCUCGGCGUUCUCAAUUGCAUUGCUGUUCUUGGCAAGAACUGCGAGGGUAGCGCCUACUGCUGCUCGGACAAGACCAUUCAAAACGGUGUCGUCAACCUUGACGCCAGCUGCGUCGAGGUUCUCUAA